Prorocentrum cordatum is the source of this 1093-nucleotide messenger RNA. Lineage: Eukaryota; Dinophyceae; Prorocentrales; Prorocentraceae. The record is from the annotation of a GenBank genome assembly.
GGCAGAUAGGCGACAGGGACGCCCCACGCGUCGUCUCACAUGACCAGGUGUCAUGGCCAGGCGAUGGCGAUGACGCGCAUGGAGAUGACGAACUCAACGAAGCGAAAGGGAAAAAGCGGAAUUGCCAUGAUGUCAGGCGAGGGACGGACAGGCAUUCUUGGCCAUCUCACCUCCGAUGUCUCCCAACUCCGAUUUCCCAAUUUCUGGGCACCACCACUCACCACAUGCUCUAGACUUUCUUGUUUCAAGUGCCCUUAGGGGCGACCAACGGUUCACACCCCACAGGUAGAUGGGUACACCACAGAUGUCAGCUCAUGGUGUGGACCUCAGGAAAGUUGGCCCAGCAAGCAAUUCAUUACAAGUCUGCUUCUCUGACCGUCGACAUCCGGAAUCAUGGAAACGCGAAGCAGUGGAACGCAGCACUGGAGCUGCUCCGCGGUGCGCUGCGGUCUCGCGUGGAGAUGUGCACCAUAUUCUACAAUGCCGCCAUCAGCGCUUGCGGAAAGGGUAAGCAGUGGCAGCAUGCACUGUCGCUGCUUGCCGAGGCGUGGGCGGAGAGGCUGGAGCCAGACAUCAUCAGCUACAGUGCGGGAAUGACCGCGUGCGAGAAGGGGAGGCAGUGGCAGCGGGCACUGGCGCUGCUGGCCGAGCUGCGAGAGGUGCAGCUGCAGCCAGACGUUAUCAUCUGCAGUGCCGCGAUCAGCGCGUGUGAGAAAGGGGGGCAGUGGCAGCAGUCGUCGUCGCUGUUGAUCGAGAUGCGGGAAGCGGCGCUCGAGCCGAACACAAUAUGUUAUAAUGCUGCGAUGAGCGCUUGCGAGAAAGGCCGGCAGUGGCAGCUAUCGAUUUCCCUGUUGAGGGAACUCUGGGAAGCCAAUUUGGAGCCAGACGUCUCACUUAUAGCGCUGCAGCGAGCGCUUGCGAGAAAAGCGGACAGUGGCAACAGGCGCUGCUAUUAUUGAACGAGGUGUUGCUUGUAGAUUUGGCGUUGGACGUUAUCAGCUGCAGUGCUGGAAUCAGCGCGUGCGAGAAAGGUGGGCAGUGGCAGCAGGCGCUUUGGCUUCUGAGCGAGCUGCGGGCUGCGAAGCUGCAGCCA